Messenger RNA from Salmo salar (Atlantic salmon), 1368 nucleotides. NCBI's taxonomy places the organism in Eukaryota, Metazoa, Chordata, Actinopteri, Salmoniformes, Salmonidae. The record is from RefSeq and is a predicted model, not a curated record.
UUUUAUCCAGCCGAGGUCGUUUUAUCCAGCCGAGGUCAUUUUAUCCAGCCGAGGCCUUUUUAUCCAACCGAGGCCUUUUUAUCCAACCGAGGAGGAUUUAUCCAGCCGAGGAGGUUUUAUCCAGCCGAGCGCGUUUUAUCCAGCCGAGCGCGUUUUAUCCAGCCGAGCGCGUUUUAUCCAGCCGAGGCCGUUUUAUCCAGCCGAGCGCGUUUUAUCCAGCCGAGCGCGUUUUAUCCAGCCGAGCGCGUUUUAUCCAGCCAAGGUUUUUUUAUCCAGCCGAGCGCGUUUUAUCCAGCCGAGCGCGUUUUAUCCAGCCGAGGUUUUUUAUCCAGCCGAGCGCGUUUUAUCCAGCCGAUCGCGUUUUAUCCAGCCAAGGUUUUUUAUCCAGCCGAGCACGUUUUAUCCAGCCAAGCGCGUUUUAUCCAGCCGAGCGCGUUUUAUCCAGCCGAGCGCGUUUUAUCCAGCCGAGCGCGUUUUAUCCAACCGAGGCCGUUUUAUCCAGCCGAGGACGUUGUAUCCAGCCGAGCGCGUUUUAUCCAGCCGAGCGCGUUUUAUCCAGCCGAGGCCGUUUUAUCCAACCGUGGCCGUUUUAUCCAGCCGAGAUCGUUUUAUCCAGCCGAGGUAGUUUUAUCCAGCCGAGGCCUUUUUAUCCAACCGAGGCCUUUUUAUCCAACCGAGGAGGAUUUAUCCAGCCGAGGGCGUUUUAUCCAGCCGAGUGCGUUUUAUCCAGCCGUGGCCGUUUUAUCCAACCGUGGCCGUUUUAUCCAGCCGAGGUCGUUUUAUCCAGCCGAGGUAGUUUUAUCCAGCCGAGGUAGUUUUAUCCAGCCGAGGCCUUUUUAUCCAGCUGAGGUUGUUUUAUCCAGCCGAGGUUGUUUUAUCCAACCGAGGCCGUUUUAUCCAAACGAGGUCGUUUUAUUCUUUGGAGCGCCUUCACAUAUUACAGGCCUACAUAGCUGUAACACCCUGGCCAUAGAGAGGGGUUUUUUGUUCUUUAUUUUGGUUAGGCCAGGGUGUUACAUUGGGUGGGCGUUCUAUGUUCUUUUUCUAGGUGUUUGUAUUUCUGUGUUUUGGGCCGUGUGUGGCUCCCAAUCAGGCACAGCUGAAGUUCGUUGUUGUUGAUUGGGAGUCACACAUAAGGAGCAUGUUUUUCCUUUGGGUUUGGUGGGUAAUUGUUUCUGUUAGUGUUUGCACCUGACAGGACUGUUUGGCUGUCAGUUUUCUCAUUUUGUUUUGUAUAGUGUUAUUAAAUAUUCAAUGAUGAACACUAACUCCGCUGCACCUUGGUCUACUCUCUCUCACGACAGCACUUACAAUAGCACACAGAGGUAUACAGUCAAAUAGAACAAAUAAAACAUUUCUAAAAUCCUC